CCGACGAGCACCCACCUUCCCCUUCCCCUACCUCCUCCAUGGCCUUCUCCCCGCGCUCGCCGUGGUCGCGCUCCAGGAAGCCCGACAUCUACUCCACUGUCGUGGUCCACGACGACGAGGACGACCCCCGCGGCGGCGGCGGCGGCGUUGCCCGCGCGGAGGAUGACGACGACGACGACCCCUCCGCGCUGCCGCCGCUCCUCCAGCGCCUCCCCAAGGACUUCGGCGGCGCGUCCUUCGACGACGACGACGACCCCUACUCCUCGGACCUCGACGACGCCUCGCUCUCCGCCACCGUCGUCAUCAAGCGCGGCGCCCCCGCCUCCACCUCGGCCUCCUCCCGAUCCCCGUUCCUGGAUCUGCGCCGCGCCAGCCCCCGCGCCGCCGAGGAGGACCCGUACUCCACCUUCGUCGUCCACGGCACCGGGCGCUCCGGCGGCGCCUCCAGCCCGCACGAGUCCGUCUCCGGCACCUUUAUACGCCACCCCGGCGCCUCCUCCAGCCCCCGCGAAUCCGUCUCCGGCACCUUCAUACGGCACCCGGGUGGCUCCUCCAGCCCCCGCGAGUCCGUCUCCGGCACAUUCAUCCGCCGCCCCGGUGGCUCCCACGAGUCCUUCUCCGGCACCUUCAUUCACCGCACCAGCGGCGCCUCUAGUCCGCGCGACUCCGUCUCCGGUGCAGGCGUAGGGUUUGGGUCCUCCUUCUCGACUCCUUCGGCUGGGCAGGCGGAGGAGGACCGGCAGCCGUCGCUUCUGAUGCAGCAGCAGCAAGCAAGGCGGCAGGCAUCGAUGAGCUCGGUCCCGGACAGCGUUGCCAGGGAGGAUCCUUCAACCAAGUAUGAGCUGCUCCAUGAGCUCGGCAAAGGUUCGUAUGGUGCAGUAUACAAGGCAAGAGAUCUCAGAACACAGGAGCUUGUGGCCGUCAAGAUCAUCUCCUUAUCAGAAGGGGAAGAAGGAUAUGAAGAUAUAAGGGGAGAAAUUGAGAUGCUACAGCAAUGCAGCCAUCCAAAUGUUGUCCGCUACUUUGGAAGUUACCAAGGAGAAGAAUACCUUUGGAUAGUUAUGGAAUACUGUGGUGGUGGAAGUGUUGCUGACUUGAUAGGCAUUACAGAGGAGCCUCUUGACGAACCGCAAAUAGCUUAUAUAUGUCGAGAAUCACUGAAGGGUCUCGCUUACUUGCACACAAUUUUCAAAGUACAUAGAGAUAUCAAGGGUGGCAACAUUCUACUGACUGAGCAAGGCGAGGUGAAGUUGGGCGAUUUUGGCGUGGCUGCCCAGCUCACGAGAACCAUGUCAAAGCGCAACACGUUCAUUGGUACUCCACACUGGAUGGCACCAGAGGUCAUUCAAGAAAGCCGUUAUGAUGGGAAGGUUGAUGUUUGGGCACUUGGUGUGUCUGCAAUCGAGAUGGCAGAGGGCAUGCCACCUAGAUCCACUGUGCAUCCAAUGAGAGUGAUCUUCAUGAUAUCUAGUGAACCUGCACCAAUGCUGGAGGAUAAGGAGAAGUGGUCUCUUCUUUUCCAUGAUUUUAUUGCCAAGUGCCUAACGAAAGAUGCAAGACUCCGCCCGGCUGCAGUGGAGAUGCUGAAGCACAAAUUUAUUGAGAAGUGCAACACUGGAGCUUCUAAAAUGUUGGCAAAGAUCAAGGAAGCAAAGGAGAUCAGAGACACCCUUGCGCAAAACCAGCCGCCUGACCCUGACGAUGAAAUGUAUGAUGCAACUGUUCGAAUUAAUGAAGAUUAUGGGGAAACUGUUCCGCUAAACUCCCAGCCAAAUCAUGAAACACAUAAUGAUGGUUGGGCAGGUGAUUUUGGUACAAUGAUAGUUCAUCCCGAAGAUGGUGAUGAAGUGGCGGAAUCAUCCAUUUUCCCAAAAGCAGAGUUCAUACCCGGCCUUGGUAGCAUCAGCUCAUUCACACAUGAUCCAAAGAGGGCUGAGCUUAUUUCAAAACUUUGGGCGGAGAAUGCAGCUGAUAGUGAUGCCAGUAAAGAGCGGGACUUAGAUGGACUUCCUGACACCCAAGAACCAAGAUCAAUGCCACCUUCAACUGGAACAGUUAAACAUAACAAGGGUAUAGAAGGGACUGUGUUGCGACAAGAUAAUCUAAUUAGCUCUGCAUCACCAGGUGUUGCCAGCACGAUGACCAAAUUAAAUAGCAGCCCAAGCCGUAAAGCAUUUUCGGUUCAGGAUAAGCUCUGGUCGAUUUAUGCUGCUGGAAACACUGUACCUAUUCCAUUUCUUAAGGCGAUUGACGUUUCACCGCUAGCUCUAGUAUCAGAUAGUGUAGCGGGCAAUGGCCCGGCUGGUUCAAGCACAACCGACGCCUUGGAAGCAGUUAGGGAGCUAUUCAGCGGCGAUGGGCAGGCAAAGAAAGGGCGCAAAGGGCAAAAUGAAGUUCCUCUUCCUCCUGGUGUGCACCAUAGAUUGACGACAAGUCCCACAUUGAUGAACCUGGCCCAAGCUCUUGCUUACCAUAAGACGUGCUAUGAGGACAUGCCUCUGCAAGAUUCCCAAGCGGCAGAAGAGCAGCAGACGAUUCAGAACCUUUGUGAUACGCUUCGGACCAUACUGAGGUUCCUGGGAUCAAAAGCAGGCACGGCAUGGUGCAGACUGCAGAUCGACGCUGAUGGAGCUAUUGAUCCGUUUAUAGAAAGCGCACCAUCCUCUCGUCUCCGGCUCCUCCCUCCAUCCCUCCCUGGUCUCUCUCCCCCACCCACACCACACCCCACCCCACCCAUUGGCCUGCAACCUCCGACGAGCCCAACUGCGCCGGCGGAGGCGCCGGCGAUGGUGAGGGAGAUGCGCAUCAACUCGGCGCCCCGCGGCAAUCGCGCGCCGCUCCUCAACAACGGGGAGACGUCCAGGAUCCUCUCCGAUCUCGAGGAGGGCAACAACGUCCAGGCAGCCAACGUCGGGUUCUGCCGGGUCAUCAAGUUGGCCAAGAAAGACGCGGGGAAGCUGGUCUUCGCCACCGUCGCGCUGCUCGUCGCCUCGCUCAGCAACCUCCUCGUUCCCAAGUAUGGCGGCAAGAUUAUCGAUAUUGUGUCAAGAGAUGUCCAGAAUCCAGAAGAUAAGGCUCAAGCCCUGGCAGAUGUGAAUGGCACGAUUCUCUACAUUGUGGUGAUAGUUGUAACCGGGUCAGUUUGCACAGCUCUUCGGGCAUGGCUAUUCAAUUCUGCUAGUGAGAGAGUUGUUGCUCGACUUAGACAGGACUUGUUCAGUCACCUGAUAAACCAGGAAAUAGCAUUUUUUGAUGUUACUAGAACAGGAGAGCUCUUAAGCAGGCUUUCUGAAGAUACUCAAAUAAUUAAGAAUGCGGCUACAACAAACCUUUCAGAAGCACUGCGUAAUGUUACUACUACAGCUAUUGGUCUUGGCUUUAUGUUUUCAACUUCAUGGAAGCUAACAUUAUUGGCGCUUGCAAUUGUUCCGGUGAUAUCAGUCGCUGUGCGUAAAUUUGGGCGUUUUCUUCGUGAGCUUUCACACCAGACACAAGCUGCAGCUGCUGUAGCUUCAUCCAUAGCUGAGGAAUCUUUUGGUGCCAUUCGCACUGUAAGAGCCUUUGCCCAGGAGCCUCAUGAAGUUUCACGAUAUGGGGGAAAAGUAAACGAGACACUGAAACUUGGUCUCAAGCAAGCUAAAGUUGUUGGACUAUUUUCUGGAGGGCUUAAUGCUGCAUCAACCCUGUCGGUUGUUAUUGUUGUUAUUUAUGGAGCUAACUUAACCAUCAACGGUUACAUGACAACUGGUUCUCUAACAUCAUUCAUAUUAUACAGCCUUACAGUUGGUUCGUCAUUCUCUGCCUUGUCGGGACUAUACACAACUGUAAUGAAAGCAUCAGGUGCAAGCCGCAGAGUUUUUCAACUACUUGACCGCACUUCCUCAAUGACAACCGCUGGGGACAAAUGUCCCAAAAAUGAAAAUGAUGGGGAAGUUGAGCUAGACGAUGUCUGGUUUGCAUAUCCUUCUCGUCCUUCUCAUAUGAUUCUUAAGGGAAUCACAUUAAAGCUAGCACCAGGUUCAAAGGUUGCACUUGUUGGGCCAAGUGGUGGUGGAAAAACAACAAUAGCAAAUUUGAUUGAAAGGUUUUAUGACCCUCUAAAGGGAAAGAUCUUGCUAAAUGGAGUGCCUUUGGUAGAAAUUUCACAUCAGUAUCUCCACCAAAAGGUGAGCAUAGUUAGCCAGGAGCCUGUGCUCUUUAACUGCUCCAUUGAAGAGAAUAUUGCUUAUGGACUGGAGGGCAAAGCUAGCUCUGCUGAUGUUGAAAACGCAGCUAAAAUGGCGAACGCACAUGACUUCAUAUGCAGCUUCCCAGACCAAUACAAGACCGUCGUGGGAGAGCGAGGCAUCAGGUUAUCCGGUGGGCAGAAGCAGAGGGUCGCCAUUGCGAGAGCUUUGCUUAUGAAUCCACGAGUGCUUCUCUUGGAUGAAGCUACCAGUGCUCUGGAUGCUGAAAGCGAAUAUCUUGUUCAGGAUGCAAUGGACUCCUUGAUGGCAGGGAGGACGGUUCUUGUGAUAGCUCACAGGCUCUCAACUGUCAAGAGCGCUGACACUGUCGCCGUCAUAUCUGAAGGCCAGAUAGUGGAGAGUGGCACGCACGACGAGCUCCUCGACCGUGACGGCAUCUACACAGCCCUGGUGAAGAGGCAGCUGCAAGUGCCCAAGUUUGAAGGGAACAGCAACGGGGCGGUCGAAGUAGAACCCACUAGUAAUGGUCAAUAGUGUUUCCUUGCCUGACGAUAUCCCCUCCUUCCGUCAGUUAGUCACAUAUACCAUUUCGUGGGAAUACACACCUUAUGUAACACCCUGUCUGAUGCACGCAUUCUACUCUAAUUGGCCAUCAGUUCAAAAUGUCUUUACGAUC
Messenger RNA from Lolium perenne, 4863 nucleotides. The record is from RefSeq and is a predicted model, not a curated record. Lineage: Eukaryota; Viridiplantae; Streptophyta; Magnoliopsida; Poales; Poaceae.